AUGUCUAGGUGCAAACAAUUUCGUGACAAAAGCGGCACAAGAAAAUUUACAGAUUUUUGUUCUGAAAAUUAUUUUGAUUUAAUUGCUAAAACAUUUUUGGAGAGGUCUCCAUUUAGAAAUAAACGUCGGAAAUAUCAAAGAAAAAAAUCGGAAAUAUUGCCCGUAUUGAGCAAUAACCGGAACGGAAAAGAUAUCGCCGACAAUUUUGUGGUUUCUGGUCUAAUUGAAUAG
Messenger RNA from Clunio marinus, 231 nucleotides. Lineage: Eukaryota; Metazoa; Arthropoda; Insecta; Diptera; Chironomidae. The record is from the annotation of a GenBank genome assembly.